Messenger RNA from Habropoda laboriosa, 621 nucleotides. It is a transcript of the gene Snx3, whose product is annotated as sorting nexin-12. Gene Ontology annotation, biological process: late endosome to Golgi transport; endocytic recycling. Bases 96 to 587 code for a protein of 163 amino acids. The record is from RefSeq and is a predicted model, not a curated record. The transcript is spliced from 4 exons. Gene Ontology annotation, molecular function: phosphatidylinositol-3-phosphate binding. Lineage: Eukaryota; Metazoa; Arthropoda; Insecta; Hymenoptera; Apidae. Gene Ontology annotation, cellular component: early endosome membrane; retromer complex.
CACCGCUGUCAUUUGACGAACUUUCGUUAUCCACUGUACCGGAUUUGUUUUCUAGGUGGCUUUUAAGCUGUUUAAUUAAUUUAUACUUGGAAGGUAUGGCGGAUACGACAGCGGAAGCAACACGCCGUUUAAAUGUUAAAAAACAAACUUUGGAUGACGCUUAUGCAGCGCCUGCAAAUUUUCUGGAAAUUGACGUGAUUAAUCCAAUCACACACGGCGUCGGCAAGAAACGGUACACUGAUUAUGAAGUUCGUAUGAGGACAAAUCUUCCAGUUUUCAAAGUCAAAGAUUCUACUGUAAGAAGAAGAUAUAGUGAUUUUGAGUGGUUGAGGACUGAAUUAGAAAGAGAUAGCAAGAUAGUAGUGCCUCCACUACCAGGAAAAGCUUGGAAACGUCAAAUGCCUUUUCGAGGUGAUGAUGGUAUUUUUGAAGAAGAUUUUAUUGAAGACAGAAGAAAAGGUUUAGAAGCAUUUGUUAAUAAAAUAGCAGGACAUCCAUUAGCACAGAAUGAACGGUGUUUACAUAUGUUUCUUCAAGAACCUGUAAUAGACAAGAACUACGUACCUGGAAAAAUACGUAAUACAUAAGUUAUACUAAGACUUAUUGCAAGUAUAUUUUCCU